This is a messenger RNA of Bactrocera neohumeralis, 858 nucleotides long. RefSeq lists its product as uncharacterized. Gene Ontology annotation, biological process: DNA integration. The record is from RefSeq and is a predicted model, not a curated record. The annotation marks the transcript as partial. Lineage: Eukaryota; Metazoa; Arthropoda; Insecta; Diptera; Tephritidae. Gene Ontology annotation, molecular function: nucleic acid binding. The transcript has 2 exons.
AUGACUUCGCAUCGUAUUCAGCGUUGGGCCAUCAUACUUAUGGCAUAUCAAUUCGAUAUCAAGUAUCGUAAUACACAUGCACAUGGUAAUGCGGAUGCACUCUCUCGUUUACCUGUAAGUACCGAUAUUCAAUUUGAUACAUCGGAAGCAUGCUACAAUGUGACACACGUACAAUUACCAAUAAAUGCUAAUAUUAUUCGGAAGCACACAGAACGAGACGAAAUACUACGUAAAGUUAAACAUUUUGUUAAAUCAGGUUGGCCUUCACAACUAUCGCCAGAAUCAUUACAGCAAAAUAUUCUAGAACUAUUACAUGAUGGACAUUGGGGAACCGUAAGAAUGAAGCAAUUAGCACGACAUCACGUUUGGUGGCCAAACAUCGAUGACGACAUAGCCAAAGUGACACGUCAAUGUGAAAUUUGUAAAGUUGGCAAUCCAGCUCCUACACGUCAAUACCUUAGUUGGCCAGAAGCAAAAUCACCAUGGGAACGCGUUCAUAUCGACUUCGCUGGCCCUAUAUUCGAUUCUAUGUGGCUUAUAUGCAUAGAUGCAUAUUCGCAAUUUCCAUUCGUAACUCAGUUAUCGUCAACUACAACAGAUAGUACUAUACAUUCUUUAAAAUCAAUUUUUGCCAUAGAAGGUUUUCCCAAUACACUGGUUAGUGAUAAUGGACCUCAGCUAACAUCCGACGCAUUUAAACAAUUUUGCAAGUUACAUGGUAUUACGCACAUAACAACUGCACCGUUUCAUCCAGCAUCUAACGGACUCGCCGAGCGUUUUGUCCAAACAUUUAAAACCGCAGUUCGAAAAAAUAUCAAUGAAGGUCUAUCCAAAGGUUAUGUCCACUUGAGUAAGAUG